This is a messenger RNA of Rosa rugosa (rugosa rose), 738 nucleotides long. RefSeq lists its product as uncharacterized. The transcript has 2 exons. Bases 238 to 630 code for a protein of 130 amino acids. Lineage: Eukaryota; Viridiplantae; Streptophyta; Magnoliopsida; Rosales; Rosaceae. The record is from RefSeq and is a predicted model, not a curated record.
GCUGCACUUAUCCUCAGACUGUCAGACAUAUCGAUUAAAUAAAUCCCAUCUCUACGUAGAAGCUUCUGUGUUCCUUAUAGAUAUAUACAGAGAGAGAGGUGCCGAAUUCUACAAAGAUAUCAUUUGCAGAUCUGUCUGUGAAAGGACCUGUUUUUCUAGAACGAUCGUUCUUGGAUUUUGCAGAAAAAUCUUGGUCUCUCCCACGUCCAAUUCAUCAAGUCGAUAUAUGCAGUAACAAUGCCAACUGAGGUAAACCACCUGCCUGAUCAUGACUCCAAACCCAUCAGUACUACUCUUUGCUGGCUUGACAAAAUGAAGGCUCUGUCUCAUCAAGAAGAUGAAUUAGCCAAGGCAGUACAGAAGAAGAUUGUAAGGAAGAAUUUAACAGCAAAUAAACCUGCUUCAAAUCAGAAGAAGACUUGCAUAUGCGCUCCAACUCAACACGAAGGUUCAUUUAGGUGUCACCUCCAUCGAGUCAGCGUAGAAUCACAUAAUAAGUCAAACAUUAAUGCCAAGAAUGUUCUUGAUCUGGAUGGUAAACAGCCUAGGCUAUCCAGAUUUGGUAGGGAUGCAUCUACUAGAGCUUGCCAUGACAGCCUACCUUUAACGAUGGCUGAGCAAGUUAAUUAAGUGAGGUUCUUUUUGGUCCCUAGACUUGACUCUCUUCCAUAUAUAGUUGUAAGUGACAAUAGUCACACAAACGAUUUUCAAAAUUUCAAUCGUCUCAAAAUUUUAUUU